AUGGUUGAUCAAGGUAGUGGGGCAGAGAUUAUGUACCCUGACUUAUUUAAAGGUCUUGGACUUAAACUUGAGGAUUUGGACCAGUAUGGCGCUUUGUUGAUCGGGUUUGAUGGAAACACUACUAUUCCGAAGGGGAUGAUCCGAUUGCCUGUGCAGACUAGGGAUAAGGUGGUGGGCAUAAAUUUCAUAGUGGUGGAUGCUUUUUCGCCAUAUAUCGCCAUCCUAGCCAAGCUAUGGCUACAUGCCAUAGGGGCAGUCUCAUCCACGUUGCAUGUUAAAGUAAAAUGUCCUACCAAUGAGGGGGUGGUCGAGCUGGUAGGAUGCCAAUUUGUGGCUAGACAAUGUAUGGUAGUAGUGGUUAAUCACCGUGUUGCUGAAAUUGGCUCUUCAGAAGUGGCAUCGACUUUGCAGCAACCAUAG
Messenger RNA from Quercus lobata, 420 nucleotides. RefSeq lists its product as uncharacterized. The coding region runs from base 1 to 420 and encodes 139 amino acids. The transcript has a single exon. The record is from RefSeq and is a predicted model, not a curated record. NCBI's taxonomy places the organism in Eukaryota, Viridiplantae, Streptophyta, Magnoliopsida, Fagales, Fagaceae.